AUGUCUAUGAACGAUAGCGAGGAGUGCGAGUUAACAGAAGCGCUAAAAACUGGAGAUGUACUUGUAGUUGAAGGACAUAGCGGUCAUAAGAUUCGUCAGUACUGUGAUUCUCUUCCUUUUUUAGCUGCUAGGGCAGGCAUUUACAAGGACUGUUUGCCAGUGUCAUUAUUGGUUUCCUCUUUGGAGCAUAUGUUGGCUUAUUUAAACCGUUGUGAUUUGUCUCAACGCCACGUUUUUUUCGUUAAUACAGAUCUAUGUCCCAUCAAUGCGGUGAUUUUGGCGUUGCAGAACUGUGGGAUUUCCAGUCGUGUGAGAAGGCUUAGAUUGAGGAAACUUCAUCAUAACUGCCCUGAGACACUACAACUGCUACAUACUAUGGAGAAGGGUAAUGUAGAAACUUCAAAAGUGUUUCUUUUAAAGCAUUGUUAUACUGGAAUGGUACAAUUUCCACUGAUAAUUCCUGAGGAAACUGACAUUUCUAAACGUGUAUCACGAGUAUUUAACUCACUUUAUUCAGUUUGUGAUGCUAUAAUGGGAGAUGUGCACUCUUUCUACGCAAAAUGGAUAUCGGUUGAUGAUGGGAAACAAUGGACAGAUACUUACAUAUUUGAGCGAAUAUUGCCUCCCAUCCCUUGCAAAGUUCAACUUAUAUCGCUUCGAAAUGUUGUGGAAUCAACUUUGCGAAGGGAUGUUGUGCUUUUUGAUGUUAGCAAUUACCGAGAAUGUAUUGAGCGUGUGGCUCUUUGUUUUCCUUUUUCCCCAUCAGAAAUGGGUGGUACCAGUGAGGUUUUUAGUAGACUUAUUGCAAUUGUUAGGAAUAUGGGUUGGAUUCUUGUGUCCCAAACUGCCACACCAUCAUCGUGUGAAAUGCCGAACAGAGUUAUUCAUCUUUGGCGUGGCGCACGUGUAGCUUUUAAGGAUGGAGGUAUGGGGAGCGUUGUGGGUUUUAAAAAGGAAACUUUCCCUAAAUGGGAAAGUAAUGUAGAGUGGCCUCUUGUGGUACGUGAUGAUGAAAAGAGUGCCAAAAUUGUACUACCCUCUCUUGUUCCCUUGCAUAAAUUCUCAACCUUUCAAGUCUUAGAACUACCUCUUCGAUAUGGAGACACAAUAACUGCAGAGCAGCUAUUCCGCACACCCUACUCCUCUCUUGUUGGUCGUUGCUGGUCUAUGCGUCCAAGUCUCUUCAUUGGUCAUCUUCCUCGCUUGCGUUGCGCCCUCACAUCAGUUCCAUCUUUGUCACAGAUAACAUUAACGAGUCCACUCCCUUUGGGGAUGAUAAUGGCGGUCGAGAAGCGAUGGUAA
Trypanosoma theileri is the source of this 1302-nucleotide messenger RNA. RefSeq lists its product as uncharacterized. The record is from RefSeq and is a predicted model, not a curated record. NCBI's taxonomy places the organism in Eukaryota, Euglenozoa, Kinetoplastea, Trypanosomatida, Trypanosomatidae. The transcript has a single exon. The coding region runs from base 1 to 1302 and encodes 433 amino acids.